AUGAAGAGCAAAAAGUGGUCAGAGUCUCGUGUUUAUACGAAUGCCAACCAGCUCAGAAGUCAGGAUUACUGGGACUAUGAGAAUACCACUAUAGAAUGGUCGACGAGUAAUAAGCAAUAUGAGAUCGAGAGCAAAGUAGGACGAGGGAAGUAUUCCGAAGUGUUUGAAGGAGUUCAACUCAACACGAGAGAUACAAUUGUGAUUAAAAUGCUAAAACCUGUGAAAAAGAAGAAGAUCAAACGUGAAAUAAAGAUAUUGACGAAUUUGUCAAAUGAACGCGAACCGCCCACUGCGAAACCUUUCGACAAAGAGGCCUACUAUACGAACAAAAAGGAGGAAGUGCUGCAGUUUAUGAGACCGUACUUGUAUGACCUGCCUCACAAUGGACACGAGAAUAUUGUCCAGUUGCUGGACGUUGUACGAGACCCGAUUUCCAGAACUCCCGCCUUGGUCUUUGAGAAUGUAAACAACGUCGAUUUCCGCAUAUUGUAUCCCAAAUUCACAGACUAUGAUAUGAGGUUUUACAUGUUCGAACUGUUAAAGGCCUUGGAUUAUUGCCAUUCGAUGGGCAUCAUGCACAGGGAUGUCAAGCCGCAUAAUGUGAUGAUUGACCAUAAGCAAAAAAAACUGAGGUUGAUCGAUUGGGGUCUCGCAGAGUUCUAUCAUGCUAACAUGGAGUACAAUGUUCGGGUUGCUUCAAGGUUCUUCAAAGGACCGGAAUUGUUGGUUGACUAUAGGAUGUAUGAUUACUCGUUGGAUUUGUGGUCUUUCGGCACUAUGCUUGCAUCUAUGGUUUUCCAAAAAGAGCCAUUUUUUCAUGGAACUAGCAACACCGAUCAGCUGGUUAAGAUUGUCAGGGUUUUGGGCAGUGAGGAUUUUGAAAAGUAUUUGUUGAAAUAUGAGAUAACAUUACCUCGUGAAUUCCACGAUAUGGACCAGUACAUCAGAAGGCCAUGGCGCAGAUUUGUUAACGAUUCGAACAAACACUUAUGUGGUAAUGAUGACGUCAUAGAUCUAAUCGACAAUCUUCUCAAAUAUGACCACCAGGAAAGACUUACGGCUAGAGAAGCCAUGGCUCACUCGUGGUUCAGCCCAAUCAGGGAAAAUUAA
This is a messenger RNA of Torulaspora globosa, 1110 nucleotides long. It is a transcript of the gene CKA1, whose product is annotated as casein kinase 2 catalytic subunit CKA1. Gene Ontology annotation, molecular function: protein serine/threonine kinase activity; ATP binding. Gene Ontology annotation, cellular component: nucleus; protein kinase CK2 complex; cytosol. The coding region runs from base 1 to 1110 and encodes 369 amino acids. The transcript has a single exon. Lineage: Eukaryota; Fungi; Ascomycota; Saccharomycetes; Saccharomycetales; Saccharomycetaceae. The record is from RefSeq and is a predicted model, not a curated record. Gene Ontology annotation, biological process: DNA damage response; regulation of transcription by RNA polymerase III; protein phosphorylation.